AUGAGAAUCCAAAGCGCUUCUGUGCUAACCUGGUUGGCGCUGUUCUCGAGCACGUCUCAUACAGCUGCCUUUACUCCAUUGUCGCGAUCAGCUCGUAUUUCUCCCUCUGUCCUGGCUGCAUCUACCGCCGAAGACUUGGCUUUGGAGGUUGGCUCUUCACCCGACGAUGAUGGCGACCGUGUUCCCACUCAUACUCUUACGGCAGAAAUUGUGAACAAACUCAAAUGGCGCGAGCUCCAAUAUGAGCUGCAGGCACGAGAGCUGGACACGGCUGGAACUACCGCCAUGCUGCGAGAUCGUCUUCGAGAAUCGGCGGAUCUGAUUCCCACCAUGCAACCAGUGAUGGCACAAGAGCCUGAUGAUUGUCCGGUUGAUCUUUUGGGUGUGGACUUUAUCGAUGCCAGUGACCCCUUUACAGAACUUCUCAAUGAGGUCAUGACAGAAGCCAAUCGAGGAUAUUGGAAAAAGGCCAUUCGGCGCUUGAGAAAGUUGAGCCGAUACUACGGUGAGACUCACUGCAUUCCUAGUGAUGUAUACGUGACGACACUCAGUGCUUGUGCACAAGACCGUCUCAAUGGAGCUCGUGCCAGUGAAUCGGCACGCAAAAUCAUGGAAGAAAUGGUCAAAUUGGACUAUCAAAUCCCUACCGAUCAACUCAAUUAUUGUGUCCGAGCGGCGUUGGGAUAUGGACCCAAUGGGACUCACGAGGGAUUUGGAGGAAUUGAUACGGCUUUGGCUAUGCUGGCCGCUAUCGGGCAACAGGAAGCUGCCAUGGGAGAGCCACUCGUGUCAGUGGAAACAUAUGGUAGAAUCAUUGAAGCCCUGGCACGAGAAGGUGGAGCCAGUGUCAGCGAUGCCAUGACACUGCUGCGGUCGGUUGUCGUUGACAAGCGGGAGAUGCCACCUCUGUCGGCCUUUGCAGCUGUGGCGUUUGCCGAAGCUGGUGCGACUACAGCCGAUGUCAAAAAAGCUCACGAUGAGGAUGUGACGAUUGGGCCUGAGAAUGUUUUCAACGUCAUUGCCUACGUCAAGGCGGCUGGAUAUGAAUUGGAUACCAUUGCAUCCACCGAGGAUGGAAGACGAAUUCUUGCUGCUGGUGUCAUCGCCGCCCAGAAAAUGAACAAUGUGAGAUUGGGUCUACGAUUGCUCAAGGCCGCCAGUCAAGCCAGUGGCUGCGCACCGGAUCGAGGUGAUGUCCUGGUGGCCGCAAGUGGCCGAGCGGCGCAACGGGCUAGUACCUUAUUGCACAAGCGAGCGAUCAAUACUGCCGUCGAAGAAGGACAGUGGCAAUUGUCCGUCAAGCUGUUGCAAAUGAUGAUGGAGAGAGAACUCAAGCCGUCUCCUUUGGUUUGGAGAAAUGUGGUUACUUGUUGUGCAAAGAAUGAGAAGUCACGCAAGGCCACGGCUGUUUUGUUGGACUGGGUUAAGCUGUACGAGGACAAGAAAGCUGAAAAGCCUCCUCUCAACGUCUUUAACACUUGUGUCAACGCCUGUGAAGUUUGUGGAGAACAGGAACUCACCAUCCCUGUUCUGGAAGCAAUGAGGAGGACUCACGACACGGACGGAAACAUCAUUACCUUCAACAUUGCGUUGAAGCGAUUGGCUCGAUUGGGUAACCACUGGGCUCCCGAGGGUAUCAUUAUUGGGAUGCUCCAGAACAAUAUUGAGCCAACUGUUGUCUCCUACACCACUGCUAUUGCCGCCUGUGCUGCGGCAGACCCUAAACAACCCCAGGUGGCCAACGAGUGGAUGCAAAGAAUGCGAUCUCGCAAUGUCAACCCCAACGUGAUUACCUACAACACUGCCCUGGCGGCUUGCUUGGAUGGCCAGUUUGCCAGUACACAGCUUGCCAGUAAGAUUGCCACCGAAAUGCUUGCCGAUGUGGACAAGCAGUUGCUCACUGCAACGACCAACAGCGGCGAGCGACCGGACGAGUACACCAAUGUUGUUCCCGAUUUCUCUACCAAAGCGAUUGCCCGUCAAUUGAUGAAACAGCUGAAGCAGAACUGGGUGGACGGUGACAUCGAAAAGCAGUUGGCAAAGACAACACUCCGAGUGCCUCUCCUUCAACUGGUGGAAUUUUCGAAAUCAAAGGCCGCAAAGGAAGCUGCCGAGCAGGCUGCUGCAUUUGCCGAGGCCAACAAGCUCGAAGAGGAUCAGUUGGAUACGACAAGUCAAACAGAAGUCGCGCUGGAAUACAGCGAUGCCUCCAAAGCACACCGAACCGCCGAGGUGUAG
Messenger RNA from Seminavis robusta, 2238 nucleotides. The record is from the annotation of a GenBank genome assembly. Lineage: Eukaryota; Bacillariophyta; Bacillariophyceae; Naviculales; Naviculaceae.